AUGAUGAAUUCGGAUGGUACAGGUGCAACAGCGCAAAUAGAUGAUCAACAAAUGAUCAGUAUAGCUGAGCGAGAAAAUUAUAUAACAAGAUUAACAAAUAUUUUUGGUGGUAAUCGUGAUUUAGCUAUACGUUUUGAUGAUGCUGCCUAUAAUAGGAGUGGAGGAAAAUUAUUACUCUAUCGAAGAAUAAUACAAACAUUAUUACAACAAAGAAAUCAACAAAUACAACAGCAACAACAGUCACAGCAGCAGCAACAACAACAACAACAACAACAAUCGAUAAUGAAUUCACAAGGUCAACAACAAAUGUACAUGCAAUCUCAAUCAACACAAAUGAAUGUAAUGCCUCAACAACAACAACAGCAACCAUCACUUCAACCUUCCUAUACAAUGUCAGCACCACAACCAACGUCAUCAAUCGUUCAACCAACAUCAAUGAUGAAUAUCAAACAAGAACCACAAGUUUCUUUAUCUAAUAUGCAAUCAAGACCACCUACACAAAAUUUUCCAAUACAACAGCAACAAAUCAAACAAGAAUUAAUGCCACCACCGAUACAACAACAACAACAAUCAGGACUUCAAGUUCAACAAAUGCGAUCACAACAACAGCCAUUGCCACCUCCACCACCACCACAAUAUAUGCAACAACAACAACAACAACAACAACAACAACAACAACAACAGCAACAACAACAACAGCAACAACAACAACAACAACAGCAACAACAGCAACAGCAGCAAGCAUCAGCAUUACCUUCUCAACCUACAUCAGGUGUACCUCAACAACGUACUCUUGCUCAGCAUCUACAGCAAGUACGUCAACAAAAUCAUCUCAAUCAACAACAAGCACAACAAGAACCGUCUAAUUCUUCUCAAUUACCACAACAACAACCAACUAAUUCUACAGUACUACCACAAUCAUCAUCAACAUCAUCUGGUAGUCAAGAUGAAAUACUUCAACAUAUUCUUACCAGUCCAAAUCCACCUAAACAACCACCGACUGUUGCACAAGUUAGACUGCGUACCAUGAAUCGAAAUAUUCGUAAUCAAGCACCACAAAUUAAUCAAGCAGUACAACAACAACAACAACAGCAACAGCAACCAAGUACAAUGGCACCAGGAUCGGAUUCAAUGAUGGCUUCUAGCAGUAAUAAUGCUAUUCAAUCACCUCAUUCUCAUCCUGGUAUGAUGCAACAACAGCAAACACCUAUAGGACCACCUGGUCAAAGUCCAUUAGCACGUUAUAUGAUGGCUCAAUCACCACAAGGUGGUGUUUAUCGUCCACCAAUAUCUCCAAUGAAUAUGAUGAAUUAUUCUGGUAGUCCAACAAUGAUUGAUGAAGAAAUGCAUUUUCUCUUUAAAUUUUUUACUGAACGUAUUCAAUAUUUAACUCGAAUAAUUGCUCGAUGUCAACAAGAAGGUCAAUCUGAUAAAGUAGCUAAAUAUCGUCAAUUGCAUGAUCAAAUAUCUAAUUUUGUUCGAAAUCUCAUUCCUGAACAUUUAAUGGCUGCACGUCGCCUCAAAGAACAUGUUGAUCGCAUGCUUGGACCAGUAAUUAUGCCAACAAUGAAUGAUAUGUCAACAAUGGUACUCUCAAAUACAAAUGGUACUCGUUUAAUGACAAAUGGAAUAUUUGAACAGUGUCAACGUACAAUUGCUGAUUAUUUAAAUAAAGAUUCAGCAUUAAAAUAUAAUAUUGCAAAACGGUUCUUAGAGCCACUAAGUGAAGUUCUUAAUGGUGUACCACAUAAAAGUAUACGAUUGGAUACAGAAUCAAAACAAAUAGUCGAAUCUAAUCUAUCUUCCAUAAAUAAUCAUUCUUCAACAUUACGAAAUAUAAUCGAAAGUGAAUUUGCUCAUUUAUCGAUGGAUACCUUUUCUUAUGAAUUAAAACCUAUGCAUGAUAAAAUAUCACCAUCAUCAUCAAUUCUUAAAAAUAAAGAUUCAAUUAUAAAUGAUUAUGAAUUAACAUGUCGUCUUGUUGAAAUCAAUAUGCCUAUAGUACCGCCAUUAAAAAUGAAAUUAUCAAUUCAAUAUCCAAAUGAACCACCUGAAAUUCUUUCUUUGACAUCUACAACAAUGAAUCUUAUACCAAUAAAAUUGGAGAAUUCAGAUGGUAAUACGUUUUUUGAAUCAAUUUCGCGAAAUUUUGUUCAUUUUUUAUUUAAAUUACCAACCCAACAUACAGUUACUGAUAUUUUAGAUAUAUGGCAUACUGCCAUUCGAAAUGCUUCCUUUUCUCAAAAUGAAUCAUAA
Molecule: messenger RNA, 2256 nt
Organism: Rotaria sp. Silwood2
Lineage: Eukaryota; Metazoa; Rotifera; Eurotatoria; Philodinida; Philodinidae
Source: the annotation of a GenBank genome assembly